AUGCCCGACGAUCAGCAUGAUCCGCCGGCGCGCCUCUUCGAGCGACUCCGCCAGAUUGCCGGCUACACCUGGGACGAUAGUCAUCCGCCGUUCCAUACAACCUAUGACAUCUGGCAUGUCGCUGGCACCAAGUUCGUGUCGCCCUUCUCCCCGCCCACGACAUAUCCCGUCUCGAGCCCUGGGUCGGCCGCGAGGCUCCAGUCCGGCCGCCCCUCACCCUCUGAGCACUACAGCUCCCCCAGCAUCAUCGGCGCCGAGACCCAGGCCGACGCCAGCAAAGACCCCUCGCUCUCGCCCGCAUCGCCUCCCAUACCGACGUCGAACCCCGAUACCCUCUACCCCGAAGAACCCGUCAUUGCACGCAUAUCCUACCAUGUCCUCCGCGAGGAGAGAACCUUCCACAUUACCAAGCAUCUCAUCACAUCCGUUGACCCCCACGGAGAGCAUAUCGUCAAGCCGAUAGACCUCGUCCGCCUGACGCCGCAGCCCGGAGACCGCGGGUCCAUCAUGGUGGCCAUCUACCAGCACCCCGGACGCAAUGCCAUAUUCGACUUGAUAGACCUCGGGCCAGCCUUUUACAGCACGCGCAAGGUCAAUAACCAUUGGGAGGCGUACAGAAAGGAGGUUUUUACUCUCAACCCGCCGAUAGGCGUGCCAGAGUUUCUGCGCUUCGCCGUUGGCGCCGCGCAGUGCCUGGAGAUACUGCACUAUGGUCAAGGCGCCACGCACGGCGAGAUCAGGCCCGACGCCUUCCACUACAAUAUCGAGACGCACCGCGUCAAGCUCGCCGCCAUUGGUACGGGCACCAGGUCCUUCGAGAACCGACUGCAGAGCUCGGCGUGGUCGAACCUGUCGAAGGAGCUGGGGGCGAAGAACAAGCUGCUGUAUAUCAGUCCCGAGCAGACAGGACGCAUGCCCGCCGAGCCCGACAGCAGGACAGACAUUUACUCUUUGGGCGUCGUCCUGUGGACCAUGCUGACGCAACAUCCCGUCUUCGAUGGUGAUACGCCUCUAGAUAUCGUCCACUCCGUGCUCAAGGGAAGCAUACCCCGACUGUCGAAAGUGAGGGAAGACGUUCCGUCCGUCAUUGGCCGCAUCAUCGAAAAGUGUACGGCCAUGCGCGUGGCCGAUCGCUACCAUUCGGCGAGCGGUCUACGUCACGAUCUUGUCAAGGUCCAGGAGUUUCUGGAAAAGGCAGACUGGCUGGCCCUCGAAAAGUGGACCAUUGGUGAGAAGGAUAUCUCCUCCUUCUUCAUCCUGCCGACCAUGAUGAUCGGGCGAUCCAAAGAGAGGAACGAACUGCUCAAGGUCAUCGACCGAUCUGCCAAGAGCCACGCCAUGAGCCAAAAGGUCGCCAGCAAUAGAUUUUCAGACGGUUCCAACCUCUCCAACGACGUGUUGGACGCGGCCGACGCCUCGAGCGAAGGAGCCAGUUCCGCCGAUGGCACGGCCCGCCGCAGCGGAUCCUUCACCCAAACUACCUCCUCAGACCCUAGGCAGGUCAGGGCUAGUUUUGUGCCGUCGGUGCUCUCCGACAGCCAGACCAUCUCGGGCGAGACGGUUGCCUCGACCAACUCUGGUCCUCUGGCGCGAAUGGCAAGACCAUGGGAACGCAACUCCUCCAUCUCUGUCGAGACGCGAAGCCUGGCGGACAGCAUGGGAACCAGUGAUAUGAACCGGCAAAGCGUGGCCGAAUCUACAGCGUCGAGCCUGUCCCGCCAACUCGGGUCGGCCAAAUUUAGGCGCCGCGGACACUGCGAGAUCAUUACCAUCGAAGGUGUUGCCGGCCUGGGCAAGAGCUUUCUCUUCCAGUCUGUCUUUUCGGAAGCCAGGAAGCGGGGCUACUACGUCUCUGCCAAGUUUGACAACGCAAGGAGACAGGCCUUCGGCCCUUUGCUCAAGUUGCUGUCAUCACUCUUCCGACAAGUAUUCGGCGAGAAACACACAGACACGCCUUUUCACCAUGCUUUGAAACACUACAUCCGCCCUGUCUGGCCGAUGCUUGCCAAAGCAUUAGGUCUCCCUGAACAUCUUCUCGGCACCAUUGACAACUCAACUAUGCGAUCCCCGCCGACCUUUCAGGGCUCUCGCAACAUGAGAAACAGCAUGAAGCAUGGGCUGUCUCCUGACGCUUCACCCGGCCUGCAACCCAAGAACCCGGGCAUACCGUUGCAAAGCUCGCAGGAUUUCCUGCGAGCAGGCACGUCUACGAAGAACACGAGGCUGAUGAACACGUUUUUGGACGUAUUGCGCAUGAUUACGGCCAACAAGUUUAUCAUCAGCGCAAGGAUGAGGAUGGUCAUUAUUGUGACGUACCGGCCGGAUGAGAUGACGCCUGACGAGGUUCACUCCAUUGUCAACUCAACAGAACCCGACGGCAAGUCCAACCAUUGUGAUCAUGCAGCGGACAACCACUCAUGCUUUACAGACUUUUCGCGCACAGGGAGGCCGACAAUCACCAGGAUUGCGCUGGCGCCCCUCAGCGAGAUCGACAUUGUGCACUAUGUUGCGGCCACAUUAUGCCGACCCAAAGAGGACAUUUUGCCAUUGGCCCUCGUCAUUCAGUCCAAGACUGCUGGCAACCCAUUCUACAUCAGAGAGAUGCUCAGCGCAUGCUACCGCAACAAGAGUAUCUGGUACGAAUACAAGGACAGCAACUGGCACUUUGAUCUUGACCGACUCUUCGAUCAGUUCCAGACGGAGGGAUACGAUGUUCUCGAUACGGCUUUCAUCACUCAGCGUCUGAAAGAGCUUCCACCAUCGGCGCGCGCAAUCUUGGCCUGGGCUGCGCUUCUCGGCUACUCCUUCUCUUUUGAGCUCGUCAGUCGUCUCUUGACGGGCGAGUUCCAAUACGCGGACGAUGUUGCUUGUGUUGACCCGAACGCCCAAGAGGUGAACACAAAAUAUUCUAACGAUGAACUCAUCGCUGGCCUCCAGGCCGCCGUCAACGCGUGUAUUCUGAUGCCUGGCGAGACGGAUGACCGGUUCCGUUUCGCCCAUGACCGCUACAUACAGGCCUCGGCCGCUCUCAAGGAAUGUAACGCCCGCAAAAUGCGCUUCAUCAUCGCCCAGACUCUCAUGAAGUACUACUCAACGGAUGCUCGGGCGCGAGAUACUGCUUCGUUACACAUUUGCGAGUCGGCCGAGCUGAUUAAACGGCGAGUGAAGAUCCGCGAACCCUUUCGCACGCUGCUCCUCGAGUGCGCCGCUACGGCAACAGAGAACGAGGCACGGCCGACGGCUGCCAAGUAUUAUGCGACGGCCUUGGACCUCCUCCAACCGAACCCCUGGGCCGAUGGCCCCGAGGACGUGUCUUACGACGAAACCCUACAGAUACACCUGCGAGCGGCCGAGUGCAGUCUGUACAUGAAUCAGGAAGAAGAGGCGAGUCGUCUUCUCUCAAUCCUUUUUGACAAGGGACGUACGGCGAUCGACAAGGCACCCGCUUACGUGCUGCAAUCACGGAUUCACGCCCAAGCUGGGGAUGUUACCGCAGCGUGCGACUCGCUGGAGAAGUGUUUACGCCUCAUGAAUGUCAGGCUGGAGGAACACCCUACGUACGAACGCUGUGACCGAGAAUUUGAACGCCUGGCGAUCAAGAUUCAGACGAUGGACAAGACGGAACUGAUGCAGCCGGCCGUGUCGCCGGACCCUACGUUACCCUCGAUCGCCGCCGUCAUGGCUGAGACGUUGAGCUCGGCAUGGUGGAGCAACUCGCUCCGGUUCUAUAGCAUCACCCUCGCCAUGCUAGAUCUGCACUUGACCUCUGGCGCAUUCCCGCAGUCUGGGCUGGUCUUUCUCUACUUUGGCAUCAUCGCGCUCUCCCGCUUCAACCUCGUUAAAUUGGCUGUGGAGGCCGGGGAUGUCUGCAUCGAGAUGCUCGAUCGAUUCCGAGAUCCAUUCUCCAUGGCGAGGGGCUACAUGGUCUAUGCCAUCUUCAUCGGCCACGUUCAGUUCCCCGUCAGCGUGGCCUUGGCACACCUGGAAGGCUCUGUCGAGUAUGCUGCGGCCGCCGGAGAUCGCACAUCGUCAAUCGUGAGCGCUGGCUUGUCUGCGAUGCUCAAGUUUUACGCUAGCGAAAACCUCGCUGAUGUCGAGGCAUUCGCCCAGUAUGCCUGUGAAGACGUUCAGGGUUGGAAGGACGACACUCGGGGCGGCACUCUGCUCAUCGCCGUUCGGCAGCUCUGUCGUGCCAUGCAGGGCAAGACGAGAACCAGGGACGCACAGCACGUGUUUAGCGACAAUGUUUUCAACACACUCCAGUACAAGUCGCGGCUCGACACGAAAGUCCUGAAUGGCAACCGCUCCAUCUUGUUCUUCGAGACGUUGGAGAUCAUUCCGCUUUUCCUCUUUGGCCACUAUGACCGCGCGAUCGAGAUCGGUGCAGCCUGUUACGAGAACAUCGAUAUCAUGUGGUCUGCCCGCAACAGUCGCCACCUCAUAUUCUUCUACGGCCUGUCCCUCGCUGGCCGGAUGCUGCAUCGUCUCGACGACCCGCGGUUCAACCCAGACAGCCUCGAGGCGGAGAAGCAAGAAUGCAUCCAAACACUGCGCGUGUUUACGAGAAAGAUCAAAGAGUGGGCCACGUACAACGAUGUCAACUACGCUUCGUGGUACAAGAUUCUCGAUGCUCAGAUUUGCGAGCUCAGCAAGGACUACGGCGGCGCAAUCAUGCUUUACGAAGAGGCAUUGGAUCAUGCCGAAGAGCACAAUCACACCUUUGACGAGGCGCUGGGUAACUAUCUCAUGGCCGGUGUGUUCGUCGGGAGAAAAGCGAGGCGUUCUGCCCGAGCGGCCAUGAGGGACUCUGCCGCGCUGUAUCGGCAGUUUGGUGCCGUCGGCGUGGCUGAUCAUAUCGAGGAGACGCACGCCCUCCUUCUCCAUGGCCCAACACGGAACCCGCGGACCGUAGAUGCCUGUGUGCAAACGGACUUUUCAUCAGACGCUCCUCCACCGCACUUCCGUGCCAUGGACGGCGAGGAGAGCGAGGAUUUACCACUGGCUCCCAGCAGCGCGAUGGUCGAUCUGAAGGGCGAACGGAUCGGUGCCUGGCGUGGCUCCGUGCACCUCCAAGCUGGUGCCGGGGCCGGUCUGCCUGCGCUCGAUAUGAUUGACCUGCAUGCGAUUCUGCUGUCGUCUCAGGUCAUCUCGGCCGUUCUCAAUGUCGACCAGCUUCUCGAGACGAUGUGCGACGUCAUCUUACAGACCUGCGGUGGCACGGCCACACUCGCCGCCAUAAUCGUCCGCGAUGCGCAGGGAUGGUGUCUCGCGGCUAGCGGAGAUCCUGAGCGGGGAGCAAAAGCCCCUGAGAGCCGCGAGCUGCUCUCGCACACGUCCCUCGUCGCAGAGAACGUCAUUCUCUACUGCACGCGGUUCCGGGAGACGUUGUUCAUUCCAGAUAUCCUCAACGACGAGCGGUUUGGCAACGUCAACGAAGCAUGGCUCCAGCGCAACGUCUUGAGUAAAGCUGUCAUUGCGAUUCCCAUCUCCCGCGGAGCCGGCAACGACGGGCUGCUCGGCGUCCUCUACCUUGAGGGCGAGCCAGGGUCGUUUACCGAUCGCAAUGUGUCAGUGCUGCAACUGCUCGUCAACCAGAUCGGCAUCAGUUACUCCAACUCGCUGGCCAUGAAGGCCGUGGAGAAGGUGUCCAAGGAGAACGAGUCGAACGUGCGGGCGCUCAAGAGCACGGUGGAUCAGGCGCGAGAAGCUGAGGCCAAGGCCAAGGCGGCCGAGGCGGAAGCGAAACGCAACGUCAAGCUGGCCGAAGAGGCAGCGAGGGCCAAAUCAAUCUUCCUGGCCAACGUGUCCCACGAACUGCGGACGCCUCUCAACGGCGUCAUUGGCAACUCGGAGUUGCUGCGCGACAGCAGCCUCAACAGGGAGCAACUGGACAUGGCGGACUCGAUCCGAGUGUCUGCCGAUCUGUUGCUCACGGUCAUCAACGACAUUCUCGAUUUCUCGAGAAUGGAGGCCGACAAGAUGAAACUGUAUGUCAUCGCCUUCAACCCGGAGGAGAUGGUGCGUGAGGUCGUGCGUGCUGUGUCGUACAGCAACAGGCAGAAGACACAGAGGAAGAACGUUACGAUUACCAAGGACAUCAACCUUCCCCCGAUGCUUAUUUACGGCGACCCCAUCCGUCUGCACCAGGUGCUUGGGAACCUCAUCAACAACAGCCUCAAGUUCACAGAGAAUGGUUCCAUCACGAUCGGGGCGCAGGUCGAUUUCGAUUCGAACGAGAAGGCUGUGCUUACCUUCAAAGUCCAAGACACCGGCAUCGGCAUUCCACAGCAGCAGCUCGAGAAGCUGUUCCAGCCGUUUUCGCAGGCGGACGCCAGUACAGCAAGAAAGUACGGCGGCAGUGGUCUCGGACUCAGCAUCUGCAAGUCUCUGAUCGAGACCAUGAUGAAGGGCAAGAUUCACCUGGAGAGCCAAGAGGGCGUCGGCACCACGGCUUGGUUCACCGUGACCUUUGACAAGGCCACGCCGGACGUCAAUGCAGGUGACGCGCAAACCGUCAAGUCGCCGCCCAUCGCCGACCGUUUCACGAUACCCGCGACUCCGCUGAACGAGCUGGCGCCAAACCCGUUCAUCCAUCUGACGACCAUACCGAAGGACCAGAUCCGAAUUUGCAUCGCCGAGGACAACCUGAUCAACCAGAACAUUGCCAUGAAGUUCUCGCGACGCCUGGGCUACACGACGGUGGACGCGUACGAGAACGGGCAAAAGGCAAUCGAAGCACUGAGAAAGAAGGCACAGGAAGGAGAGCCAUAUCACGUUGUGCUCAUGGACGUGCAGAUGCCUGUGCUCGAUGGCUAUGAAGCGACCAAGGCAAUCCGUAGCGAGCCGUUGGAGGCCGUGAACAAGGUCCUGAUCAUCGCCAUGACGGCAUCGGCGAUUCAGGGUGAUCGGGAGAAGUGCCUGGCGGCCGGCAUGAACGAUUACAUCGCAAAACCCGUCCGGGUCGACGUCUUGGGCCGAAAGCUGGACAACUACAUUAUGCCGCACACCGCGGCGACGGGACCCGGCAGCAACACACCCGUGAGGCCAUCCCCGGCAUCUGGCGCCUUCGCGCCGCCACCUAGACCGGCGGCGGUGCCCGUGUCCCAGACCCCGCCAUCUUCGCGCACAACGCCAAGCCCGCCCGUGUAUCCCGGCUUCGAGGGCAACGGCGUCGCCGCCAGCGCGCCUAUUCCCAUUCGCGACAAUCCCGCCUAUAGCCGCCCGUCCGUUGUGCCGCUGGCGCCAAGCCAACGAUCGAGCGAGACGCGGCUGUCGGACGCAACUGACGCGCCGUCGGUGACGCCCUCGCAGAAGCGGCUGACCAAGAAACUCACCAAGAGUCGCACGAGCAGCGAGACGAACAUGAUUCCGCCGCCGCCGCCGCCGUCAACACAAACGCAAGAGAAACCAGAGAAGACCAAAGGCGUGCUCACGAAACGGCCGCCGCAACGGCAGGGGACGACGUCUUCGACAGACGGGAUGGAGAACGUACCGCUUGACGCUGCUCAGCGGAACAGCGCAAGCUCGAGCCGGGACCGGUUUUUUAUGGGCUGA
Verticillium nonalfalfae is the source of this 7554-nucleotide messenger RNA. RefSeq lists its product as uncharacterized. Lineage: Eukaryota; Fungi; Ascomycota; Sordariomycetes; Glomerellales; Plectosphaerellaceae. The transcript has 2 exons. Gene Ontology annotation, biological process: protein autophosphorylation; phosphorelay signal transduction system. Bases 1 to 7554 code for a protein of 2517 amino acids. Gene Ontology annotation, molecular function: phosphorelay sensor kinase activity; histidine phosphotransfer kinase activity; ATP binding. The record is from RefSeq and is a predicted model, not a curated record.